ACCCAACCUCAGAAGAUGAACUCGUAUCCAUAGUAGCUUUAGCAUCCCAAAGAAACAGAAAAAUGAAAGUAGCAACACGUUACUCUCACAGCAUACCAAAACUAGUUUGUCUCGAUGAUGACUAUGAUGGAGUUUUAAUAAGCACAAAAAACCUCAACCGCGUGUUGAAAAUCGAUGUAGAAGCCAUGACGAUGACGGUGCAAAGUGGUGUGACACUGAGAGAGAUUAUAAAUGAAGCUGCAAAAUAUGAAAUGGCAUUGCCAUAUACACCAUACUGGUGGGGUUUAACGAUUGGUGGACUCAUAGGUACUGGUGCUCAUGGAAGUACAUUGUGGAAUAAAGGAAGUGCAGUUCAUGAGCAUGUUAUACAUAUUACAAUUGUUACUCCUGCUGAUCAUCAAGAUGGUUAUGCUAAGGUUCGAAAUCUUACUGAAUUUCACGAUCAAGAAAUUAAUGCAGCCAGAGUUUCUUUAGGAGUUCUCGGAGUUAUUUCUCAGGUUACCCUCAAAUUGGAAGCCAUGUUCAAGAGAUCAAUUACAUAUUUGUCAAAAAAUGAUUCAAAUUUAGGGGAUGAAUUGAUUAGUUUUGGAAAAAAGCAUGAAUUUGGCGAUGUACUAUGGUAUCCAAGUCAACAAAAAGCUGUUUAUAGAGUCGAUGAUCGUGUCUCCAUUGAUACACCUGGAAAUGGCUUAUACGAUUUCAUGCCAUUUCGUGCCUUGCCUUCAGAAAUAUAUGAAAUUAUUAGAUCUAAAGAGGAGUAUCAAGAAAGAUUAAACAUAGCUGAAGGGAAGUGUCAUAAUGCAAAGCUUGUAACUGCAACACUUGCUCACCUUAGUUAUGGAUUGACUAACCACGGGCUGCCCUUGUUUGAGUAUCCUAUUGUUGGAUUCCACAAUCGCAUGCAGGCAUCGGGAGCAUGUUUGGAUAGUUGGGAUAAUCAUUUCACCUCGUGUCCAUGGGAUUCGAGGAUAAACGGAGAAUUCUACCAUCAAACAACGUUUAGUAUUCCUUUGUCUAGUGUAACAAAUUUCAUUGAAGAUGUUCAACAACUUGUUAGGUUGGAGCCAAUGGCACUGUGUGGCUUAGAAUUGUACAAUGGAAUCCUUAUGCGAUAUGUUACAGCUUCUGAUGCAUACCUAGGAAAAACAGAGGAUGCUGUGGAUUUCGAUUUUACAUAUUAUCGAAGUAAAGAUUCAUUGACACCUAGGCUUUAUGAAGACAUAAUUGAAGAGAUAGAACAAAUCGGAUUAUUCAAAUAUGGAGGAUUGCCUCAUUGGGGAAAAAAUAGAAAUUUGGCAUUUGUGAGAGUGAUAAAAAAAUAUAAUAAGGCAGAUAAAUUUUUGGAAGUUAAAGACAAGUAUGACCCGCAGGGACUUUUCUCUAGUGAAUGGACUGACCAAAUUCUUGGACUUAAAGAAGGGGUAACGAUAUUGAAAGAUGGUUGUGCAUUAGAAGGAUUGUGUAUAUGCUCACAAGAUAUUCAUUGUGCACCAAAAAAGAAUUACUUCUGCAGACCUGGAAGAAUUUAUAAGGAGGCGAGGGUUUGUCGACAGGUUGAAGUUCAAACCAAUAGAAAAAGUGACAUGAGGGAUGAGUUGUGA
Lathyrus oleraceus (garden pea) is the source of this 1601-nucleotide messenger RNA. RefSeq names its product probable L-gulonolactone oxidase 6. NCBI's taxonomy places the organism in Eukaryota, Viridiplantae, Streptophyta, Magnoliopsida, Fabales, Fabaceae. The record is from RefSeq and is a predicted model, not a curated record. Gene Ontology annotation, cellular component: membrane. The transcript has 4 exons. The coding region runs from base 63 to 1601 and encodes 512 amino acids. Gene Ontology annotation, molecular function: FAD binding; D-arabinono-1,4-lactone oxidase activity.